CAAGAACAUAGAAAGUUAAAGAACGUGGUUCAAGCUUCAAAUCAUGUCAUCCGAACCGUACAGUUUUUCGUUGACAACUUUCAGCCCCAGUGGCAAGCUGGUGCAGAUUGAGUAUGCCUUGGCUGCUGUUGCUGCUGGAGCUCCUGCGGUUGCCAUCAAGGCCAAGGAUGGGGCUGUCCUUGCCACUGAGAAGAAGCACAAGAGUAUACUCAUAGAAGAGCAUUCCAUUGUCAAAAUAGAGAACAUCACAAAUCAUAUCGGCAUGGUGUACGCUGGUAUGGGUCCUGACUACCGCCUGCUAGUGCGCCAGGCUCGCAAGAUUGCUCAGCAGUACGAGCGUAAUUACCUGGAACCCAUCCCCACCACACAGCUCGUGCAGAGAAUUGCUGCCGUCAUGCAGGAGUACACUCAGUCUGGUGGCGUACGGCCGUUCGGUGUGUCCCUGCUCAUCUGUGGCUGGGACAACGACAGGCCGUACGUGUUCCAGUGCGAUCCAUCGGGCGCUUAUUUCUCCUGGAAGGCAACUGCCAUGGGCAAGAACUACAUCAACGGGAAGACCUUCCUAGAGAAGAGGUACAAUGAAGACCUUGAAGUUGACGACGCGGUGCACACGGCCAUCUUGACGCUCAAGGAGAGUUUCGAGGGCCAGAUGUCGUCAGACAACAUCGAGAUCGGCGUGUGCAACAAAGCAGGCUUCCGGCGCCUCUCUCCCGCAGAGGUCACCGACUAUCUUGCCAACAUAGCUUGAGUUUUGCCUCGUUAUAAUGGUAUCUGUCUAGGUCUCUUUCAUUUAAUUAAACUAUAUCAAAGAGA
Messenger RNA from Hyalella azteca, 813 nucleotides. RefSeq names its product proteasome subunit alpha type-2 (gene Prosalpha2). Bases 44 to 748 code for a protein of 234 amino acids. The transcript is spliced from 5 exons. Gene Ontology annotation, biological process: ubiquitin-dependent protein catabolic process. NCBI's taxonomy places the organism in Eukaryota, Metazoa, Arthropoda, Malacostraca, Amphipoda, Hyalellidae. The record is from RefSeq and is a predicted model, not a curated record. Gene Ontology annotation, cellular component: proteasome core complex, alpha-subunit complex; proteasome core complex.